UGCCGACACAACAAUGUCUUGGUCGGACACUUUUCCUGUUUACCUAGACAAUCUUUCGACGUUUUACACGUUCUCUGUAUUGCUGGCGAUAGUAGCGCUUUUCGCUGCACAUUAUUACCAGGAUGCAGCAGACACCUUGCAGAUCAAAGCCAAAAGAAAGCAUUCAGACGCCAAAAAUGAACAAGAAGAGUCUUCCGACAACAAUGAUAAGGCUGAUACGAUAGAGUCGCCGUACAUCAAAGGAGAAUUCGGUGGCGCCCUUGGUAAAAUCAAAGCUGCGCAGCACAACGUUCUGCUUAAGAGUCUGGGCGCGGACGACACAGAAGAACAGAAGAAUCUUGAGAAAAAGGUGCAGGAGGAGCAACUGACCGCCAUCUGGGAGCUGCUGAGGCAACAGGAGGAAAAGUUUAUGGUCGGCAGCAAGGAAGAACUCCAAGAUCAGCUGCGACUCUACAGAAGCUAACCUCCACAACACCUCGAAAUGGCAGAUUUGUGUCUUUCUUACAAUUUAUCAAAGUGUGGCAGAAAUUUUAUUUCUGCUGCGUCAGGAAUACGUGUGAAUGACUACGACCUGAUGUAAUCUAAUCGUAGUAAAUGCUGUUUAAAAUGAGAAAAAAUAA
Molecule: messenger RNA, 620 nt
Organism: Cloeon dipterum
Lineage: Eukaryota; Metazoa; Arthropoda; Insecta; Ephemeroptera; Baetidae
Exons: 3
Coding region: 14-463 (149 amino acids)
Source: RefSeq, a predicted model, not a curated record